Messenger RNA from Amborella trichopoda, 3897 nucleotides. RefSeq names its product phototropic-responsive NPH3 family protein NPY3. Gene Ontology annotation, molecular function: protein binding. NCBI's taxonomy places the organism in Eukaryota, Viridiplantae, Streptophyta, Magnoliopsida, Amborellales, Amborellaceae. The record is from RefSeq and is a predicted model, not a curated record.
UUUCCUCUGCAAAUCCUUGGGGUUUAAGGCACGAUUGGCGGGUUUUUUCAGAAGUGAACGAGAACGGAGAAGAGUUUGAGUUUUCAGAGAGAGACAUUCCGAGCUUGGCUUUUUGUGAUGAUUUUAGUGAUGGCGAUGCAGCAUUUAAGCUGUUUCCAAGACCGCUCUCGAUCCUGGUAAGCGGUUUGUAGCUGUCUUCUUGUCUGCCACAUUUCGACGCGCAUGGAACACGAAGCUCUGGUGCACUUAGUGUAGUGGCCAGCGAGCAAAAAUCAGGGUUUUCUUUGCCCCAAUACAAUUGCAGGGCAUGGAUUGCUACUGCAACAAAUGGAACCCAUUUCCAGAGAAUAUUCCAUUUCCACUCUUUUUGCUACUCGCCACUUGGACGAUGCUCCACGUUUGGUAGAUUUAGGGCUUGGGUUAUGUGUCAUACUGGUUCUUUAGGGCUUUGAGGUGUGAUUCUAUUAGAGAGGGUUCUGGUUUGUAGGGCUUUGGUCGUUCUAGGGGGAUAUUGCGUUUUAAAUUGUGUUGGAUUGGUGGUUUUGGGGAUUUUUUGGUGUUUUUGGUUUUUUUUUGGUGGUUUUUAGGGUGGUUUUUGAGUUCGGGCUUUUUUCAUUCAGGAUUUUCUUUUGGGUUCUAAUAUUUGGAAGGAAUGAUCAAGGUUUGGAUUUUGGAGUAGUGAAGAAGGAAUAUUCAAAGCUGGCAUGCAUAGAUUUUAGUGGGAUAUAUGACUCAGCAAGAGCUCUAGGAUCUUUGAGUAUCAGAGUGUAAUUUAUGUUCUAGGGAUUUUCAAAUUGUUUUAAGGAAGGGAGAUUUUUUAGAGCGAGAAACUCAAUGUUUAAGGUUUCAUAGUAAAAGACCCAAAAAAGGAAUGUGCACGAUUUUGACCCUGUGAUCCAUGUCUUGUGGGUUUCCCAUUCUUGGCAUGACAGUUAUGAAGUGAGCGAUUGCGAGUCUCAAAGCCCCAUUUUUUUUAGUUUCCCCCCCUUCUGAAUCUUCUUAGGGAUUUUGAGUCUAGUGGGAGAAUUUCUAGGAGAUUUUGAACUAGUGAGAGAAAAUGGUCAUGCGAUCUCUCUUACGGGUUUGCUGUGAAAUUUAAGAAAUUGGAGAGGGUGGGGUUGUCAGUUUGUGCUUGUGGUUCCUCUGGUUUUUGUUAUUUGUUUAGUGUUCUUAGCCUGUUGGCUUUGUUUCCUACGCUGACUAGUCACCCGAAGUCUGUGGACUAUGUUCUAUACUCGGGAAACAAGGCCACAACAAGAGCAUCUUUGGGUCUUACCACUGUUUAAGGGGAGGGGGGAAGAAGAACCUUAAAGUAAAAACGCCACCACCACUCCCACCUUCUCUCCCUUCAUCUCUCAUAGAGUUUCUCUUUCUCUCUUGAAUCUUGGAUCCUUUCUCUUUUAUUUCUCUCUCUUACAUCUUGGGUCUUCUCCAUUUUGAGCCUCUCAUCCCUUGUUGUAUCUUUUUCCAUUUAUUCUCUCACGAGUAUUGCGUCUUCUUUGGUUUUGGGCCUACAAAAACAGUCCACCCUUCACAGUCCUUUUCCCUUUUGGGGUGGCUGGGUUCUCCUCUAGGGCUAGUUUUGAUGUUUUGGAAGGUGUGGGACAGAAGCUGGCGAUGUAGGUUGUUGGUUUGGGAUUGCGACAUUUUGUGAGAGUGUCGCUGAGGAUCGAGGCAGUUCGUUCUUCUCUCUCUCUCUUAAUUUAAGUUGGUGUUUUUCAAGAAUCAAGAUGAAGUUUAUGAAGCUGGGUUCGAAGCCGGACUCUUUUCAGAGCGAUGGCAAUGAUAUCAGGUAUGUGGCAACGGAGCUGGCAACCGAUGUCCUCAUAAAUGUUGGAGAAUCAAAGUUUUAUCUGCACAAGUUCCCUCUGCUAUCCAAGAGCUCCCGACUCCACAGGCUGGUGACCGACACGCCUGAUGAGGUAGGCCCCGAUGAGGUCCACAUCCCCGACAUCCCUGGGGGGCCUGCCGCCUUUGAGGUCUGCGCAAAGUUCUGUUAUGGCAUGGCCGUCACCCUUAAUGCCUACAACGUUGCUGCUGCCCGCUGUGCUGCCGAGUACCUCGAGAUGCACGAGUCGGUCGAAAAAGGAAACCUCAUUUACAAGCUCGAGGUCUUCCUCAACUCUAGUGUUCUUAGAGGAUGGAAAGACUCAAUAAUUGUUCUCCAAACCACUCGUGCACUUCUCCCUUGGUCUGAAGACCUCAAGCUUGUAGCCCGAUGCAUUGAGUCGAUUGCCCUCAAGGCCUCAGUGGACCCCACAAGGGUUGACUGGUCAUAUACGUACAAUCGCAAGAAGCUUGCAUUGGAGAAUGGGGUGGGCCCCACCACUGAGCCACAAUGGAAUGGGGUGAGGCGGUCCCACUCGGUCCCGAAGGAUUGGUGGGUUGAGGACCUUUGUGAGCUCGAGAUUGACCACUAUAAGAGGGUGAUAGCAGCUGUGAAGUCAAAGGGGAAAGUGGGUGCUGAGGUUGUGGGGGAGGCGCUUAGGGCGUACGCUACCCGGAGACUGCCAGGCAGGUUGAUUGGCCAGACAAGUGGUGACUCAGGCAGGUUGAGGUCACUUGUCGAAACGAUCGUGUGGUUAUUGCCCUCUGAGAAAGGGAGUGUGGGUUGUGGGUUUCUUUUGAAGCUUUUGAGGGCAGGAAAUAUUGUGGGGUGUGGGGAAGGGGCAAAGAGGGAAUUAAUGAGGAGGGUGGGAUCGCAACUUCAUGAAGCAUGUGUCUCUGACCUUUUGAUUCCUUCGGGCUCAGAUGGAGAAGAUGGGGGGUUGGCUGUUUAUGAUAUGGACCUUGCUCAGGGGUUGGUCGAAGAGUUUAUGGGGCGGCAAGAAGAGCGGUGUGAUAGAUCGGGCCCUCUUGAUGAAAUGGUUGAGAGUGGUGUGCUGAGUGCUUCAUCUCCUUCAUCGUAUGGUGCAAAGGUUGCGGUGGGAAAGUUAGUUGAUGGGUACUUGGCUGAGGUGUCGAGGGACCCCAACUUAUCCUUGUCUAAGUUUGUUGAGCUAGCAGAGAUGGUUUCAGACCCUGCUGCAAGGCCUGUUCAUGAUGGGCUAUACCGGGCUAUUGACAUGUAUCUUAAGGAGCACACAGGGCUGAGCAAGGGCGAGAAGAAGAGAAUAUGCGGCCUCAUGGACUGCCGAAAGCUGUCAAUGGAUGCAUGCAUGCAUGCUGCCCAGAAUGAGCGCCUCCCCCUCCGGGUUGUCGUCCAGGUCCUCUUCUUUGAGCAGGUCCGUUCUGCAACCAGCUCAUCGACUGUGCAGGCAGACAUGUUGCCUGAGCUUCCGGGAAGUAUCCGAGCCCUCCUGCCUGCAGCACGUGGGAGCCACAAUUGUGGGUCACAUGGGAGCUCAAGGACCACAAACACUGAAGAUGAAUGGGAGUGCAGUGGCGGUGGGGGGCCGGCUUACAGUGGUGGACCCACGGCAGAGGAGAUUAGGGCACUUAAAAGUGAGCUUGCGGCUCUUAGAGUGGGGGGCAAAAGUGGAAAUUGUAAUAUGGAGAAGGAGAGUAGGCUUAAAGGGAUAUUGAGGACAAGGAAGAUAUUCAGUAAGAUCUGGGGGGCGAAUGCAAAGGGAGGGAAGGAUGGCGGGGAGAACACAAGCUCAGACACAUCAGAGAGCCCAGGGUCAGGGAACCCUGGGGAUGCAAAAUCUACGCUAUCAAGGAACAGGAGGCACUCGAUAUCAUGAGGGGUAUUUCCGUCUGUCUUUUGGAUGAAGGAGAGGGAAUGGGAGGUGUUGGGUGUUGAGGAGGGGUAUUUUGGUCUUUUUAGAGGAGGGGAUGGGACGCAGUUUUGAGAGGGGGCCAACAUGGAAUGAUUUGAAUGUGAUGUAUUCCUUGGUUGUUGCUGGAAUGCGAUGCAAUGAAUGAAUGACCUUUGCUUUUUGUUCGAUCUCUUUU